AGGCUCCGGGCAGAGGAAGUCAGCGCCGACCACGCCGGGCUGGGACUGGCUCGACAGACACUUCCAUGCAGUUUCUGAAGUCAGCAAAGCAGAAAUCAAAUUACUACCAUAUUAUACGGGUGGAAGCUCAAGGAGAAGGGACUUUACAUCAGCUUAAUUACUGUGAGAGAUGGAACCAGACACAGAACAGCGAAGUGUGUCUGACGUAUGGACCCUGAAGACAAAUGUAAGUUCUCAUGUUCUCAUGCUGCUGUAUUUUAUCGCUGUGUAAUUUUCUCUCUGGCUUGAAAUCAUGCUUGGAUAAAAUGUAAUCGUGUCAGUGAGCAUUUCUAGUGUGGAAAGUUGGCUGCUAAUCUUUGCUUAAGACUUCUUUUCUUUGAUUAACCAAGCAACAUAAAACAAGCUGAAAUUCCUGGCAGCUGCUGUGGCAAUUCAGCCCAAGACUGACUGAGAACUAUAACCCAAAGUACAUCCAAUUACUAUGGGAUUAACAUUGGAUGUAUUUUUAAUUGACUUUCUUAUUGUAGAAUGCUUUCAGCGCCACAGUUUUCGGAUAGCAUGCUGUUUUAGUCCUGGUGUAGCUAAGGUAGCCAUCAGCAUAACCACCAGAAUGAGAUACAGCUAACAGAUUCCUGGUAGUUACAAAACUUUUCUUUUUUGGCCAGGACCACAUUUUUCUCCCUGAAUGCUCAAAACUCUGCAACCUCUAUUCUAAAAGUUCAUUUGGCUUUUUUUACUGUACUUUGGAGAAAACAAUGAAAUCAAACAGUGGACUCUGCUAAAAUUGCAAAUCAGGAAGAUAUAAAGAGCCUUUGCACUUCUUUAACUACUAUUGUAACAAUGGGAGGGAAAACGCCAAGCCAAGGACCCCGGCACGUACACCAGUGUCAUUGUGACUGUGUGGAGACAUAGAGAUGGUUGGUGAGCAGAGCCUGUAACUUGCUAGUUUUUCUACACUUCAUCUGCUACAAGUUCCGACUUAGAAAUGGAUAUUCUUUGCGAAGAAAACACUUCUUUGAGUUCGACGACAAACUCCUUAAUGCAAUUAAAUGAUGACACAAGACUCUACAAUGACUUUAACUCUGGAGAAGCUAACACUUCAGAUGCAUUUAACUGGACAGUGGACUCGGAAAAUCGAACAAACCUUUCCUGUGAAGGCUGCCACUCGCCACCAUGCUUCUCCUUACUUCAUCUCCAGGAAAAAAACUGGUCUGCUUUGUUGACAGCUGUAGUGAUUAUUCUAACCAUUGCUGGAAACAUACUCGUCAUCAUGGCAGUAUCCCUAGAGAAAAAGCUGCAGAACGCCACCAACUAUUUCCUGAUGUCACUUGCCAUAGCUGAUAUGCUCCUGGGUUUCCUUGUCAUGCCUGUGUCCAUGUUAACCAUCCUGUAUGGAUACCGGUGGCCUCUGCCCAGCAAGCUCUGUGCUGUCUGGAUUUACCUGGAUGUGCUCUUCUCUACUGCCUCCAUCAUGCACCUCUGUGCCAUCUCCCUGGACCGCUACGUGGCCAUCCAGAACCCCAUUCAUCACAGCCGAUUCAACUCCAGAACUAAGGCAUUUCUAAAAAUAAUUGCUGUGUGGACCAUAUCAGUAGGUAUAUCCAUGCCAAUCCCUGUCUUUGGGCUACAGGAUGAUUCCAAGGUCUUUAAGGAGGGGAGUUGCUUACUCGCUGAUGAUAACUUUGUCCUGAUCGGCUCUUUCGUGUCAUUUUUCAUUCCCUUAACCAUCAUGGUGAUCACCUACUUUCUAACUAUCAAGUCACUCCAGAAAGAAGCUACCUUGUGCGUGAGUGAUCUUGGCAGCCGGGCCAAAUUAUCUUCUUUCAGCUUCCUCCCUCAGAGUUCUUUGUCUUCAGAAAAGCUCUUCCAGCGGUCGAUCCACAGGGAGCCCGGGUCCUAUGGCCGGAGGACUAUGCAGUCCAUCAGCAAUGAGCAAAAAGCCUGCAAGGUGCUAGGCAUCGUCUUCUUUCUGUUCGUGGUCAUGUGGUGCCCCUUCUUCAUCACGAACAUAAUGGCCGUCAUCUGCAAAGAGUCCUGCAACGAGGACGUCAUCGGAGCCCUGCUCAACGUGUUUGUUUGGAUCGGUUAUCUCUCCUCAGCCGUCAACCCGCUGGUGUACACACUGUUCAAUAAGACCUACAGGUCCGCUUUUUCACGAUAUAUUCACUGUCAGUACAAGGAAAAUAAAAAACCACUGCAGUUAAUUUUAGUGAACACUAUACCGGCCUUGGCCUACAAGUCCAGUCAACUCCAAGCGGGACAAAAAAAGAAUUCAAAGAAUGAGGCCAAGACAACAGAAAACGACUGUACUAUGGUUACUCUAGGAAAACAACAACAUUCAGAACAACAUUCAGAGGAUGCUCCUACAGACAGUGUCAACACAGUGAAUGAGAAGGUUAGCUGUGUGUGAUAGACUAGUUGCCAUGGCAACUGUAAAGGGCACAUUGAGCAAGUUUUCACCUAUCUGAAAAGAAAACGAAAUAGGGAGGCCGAAAAUAAAUUAAGUCAGUCUAGUGGAGCCAACAAUAAUAUCUAUAUGCCUCAUUUUAUUCUGUCAAUGAAAAGCAGGGUUAAAUGCCACAAAAUGUGCACUUCAAAAAUGUUCUGACAGCAUUUCAGCUGUGAGCUUUAUGAUACUUAUUUUUAACAUUGUAAAUGAUAUGUCUUUAAAAUAAUUAGCUUUUAUCAUAUAAUUAUAAGGAGGCCAUACAUAAGUUUAAAUUAACUUCUAUUUUCAAGUGGAAACCUUGCUACCAUAUGGUUAAUUGAUGGCAUGAGUUGGUUAUGUAUUGCUGUAAAUAAAAUAGCUAUAAAUAGUGAAAAAUUGGUUGCAUAUAAUGGCUUCCUAAGUAAAGAAAAAUUCUCUUUAAAACUUAUGAUACAUAUUUUGAAAAGCAAAAAAAAAAAAAGGCACUAAGGACAGUGUUAUGAAACCUGGAUUGCUAAGAUAAUUAAAUUAAAUACUUGACAACUUUUCAUACCUGCUUUUUCAUAAAUGCCAUUUUGAAAUAUUCAAAAAGUUGCUGGCAUUUGCUGCAUUUCAAGUUCAUUAUUCU
This is a messenger RNA of Talpa occidentalis (Iberian mole), 3056 nucleotides long. RefSeq names its product 5-hydroxytryptamine receptor 2A (gene HTR2A). Lineage: Eukaryota; Metazoa; Chordata; Mammalia; Eulipotyphla; Talpidae. Gene Ontology annotation, cellular component: plasma membrane; dendrite. The transcript has 3 exons. The coding region runs from base 986 to 2410 and encodes 474 amino acids. Gene Ontology annotation, biological process: G protein-coupled receptor signaling pathway, coupled to cyclic nucleotide second messenger; chemical synaptic transmission. Gene Ontology annotation, molecular function: G protein-coupled serotonin receptor activity; neurotransmitter receptor activity. The record is from RefSeq and is a predicted model, not a curated record.